AUGGACCACACAUCCGACGCAGAAGCCGGACAUAUCCUCACGCACCUGUCGUCCGGCUCCUCGUACCCCAGCACCCACCACCAACAACUAACGCCCUCCUCUUCCGCGCAGGGAAUCUCGCCCACCUCGUCCCAGCAACAGCAUCAGCACCAACAAGAUUCCGUUUCGCAUUCUCCGGCUGCAAGUCGGACCCAGAGCUCGGCCGUCAAAAGGUCGAGACAACGACCGACGAAGUCGUGUGAGGAAUGCAGGAGGAAGAAGUUGAAGUGUGAUCGAGAGUUGCCUUGUAGUAAUUGUAAGAAGGGGGGGCGAGAUGGGAGCAUUUGCUAUUUUAAAGAUGCGGCGGGGCUUGAUGUUGGGUCUGCUCCGAAGCGAGCGCGGGUUGAAGAUCUCGGGUUCCAUGAAAGAGUUAGUAGGCCGUACGCGAGCGGUGGAGGAGGGUAUGGGAGUAGAGAAGGGGGUGAUGUCGAUAGAGGGUACUAUCCUAAUGUACCGCAGCUAGCGAGGGUCGAUUCGAUUGGACCUAGACGAGGGAGCCAAGCUUAUGGGAUGAGCGAUGUUGAUGUUCUGCGUCAGACGAAGCAGGCACCGCAGAGUGAGAACCGUGCUCGGAUGUCGAACGGGGAGACAGACAGGUGUCCGAAUAUGCCUGCACUGGCAAGAGAGAAUAAUAUGGGGUUUGGGAGGGGGAUGUUUGUGUAUGGGAUGAGUGAUGUCUCGGCGGAAGCGGCGCAGGAACGGGGAGAUCAACUGCCGACUCCGGUGUCGAGUACGGGGUUGGGACAGGUAGCGAGUGUGGGGGCGUUGGGGAGGGUGCAUGUUAAGGGGUCGAGGUCGAGGUAUGUUGGGAUUGGGGACCGGAUGGCUAUGCUGGAUCACUUUGACAACUCUAAAUGUUUCAUCCUGAGAAGCUUCAAAGAUCCUGAGAUGUGUGGUGUGAUUCAAGAGCUGGCUGCGUAUCAGAAUGCGUUCCAGCCUAAGAACAAACUUCGGCACGUCAUUCCGCAGGAUCGAGACGAGCUUAUGGUAGAGAUGAUGAAGGCUUUGCCUUCUAGCUUCCUGUUUGGGAUCCUACAAGCUAGGUAUAUCCAGAACUGGGAAACAAUAUGGAGAGUCCUUCACAUCGGGACAUUCAUGAAAGAAUGCGAUCAAGCGUCUGCAGUAAUCGAGUCAGGAACCUUGACGCUGCCACCACACAUCCACGACCGGGUCAUCCCUCAAAUCCUGGCCAUAAUCUCAACAGCAUCCCGGCUCAACGACCCAAACGAACGCGGCUCGGCAACGGAACGAAUAUCCGACGACCAGAUCACCAAGAACCUCGAGAUGGUAGAAGCCUGGCUCGACAGCCAGCACGGCAAAGCACUUGUCAACUUCCCCACCCUGCAAACACGCACUCUCCUCCUCCUAGCCCGGCAAGCAAACCUUGCUACCCCAUCAGAACUAUGGGUUGAAUCUGGGAUCUUGGUCAGAAACGCCAUGGUGAUGGGCCUGCAUCAAGAUCCCGAGCCUUGGGAAUUCUCUAAGUUUGAUAAAGAAGCCCGAAGGAAACUAUGGCUUACGAUCGUUGAACUCGAUCUGCAGUUCUCUCUAGCGGCAGGGAUGCCGUCUGCUGUUAAUUCAAAGAUGUUCAACACCAGAGAAUUAUUGAAUGUCGAUGAUCAAGACUUGACUCCUGAGAUGACUGAGUAUCCGGCAAGCAAAUUAGUUACAAGCUACACAGACGCCUUACCUCAACUAGCGCUCUCCGCUUGUCUUGCUUUGCGGUUACAGAUUACGAAUUUACUCGGUUCAAAUCUCAACCUCGCAACCUCAGCCCCGCACCUCCUCCGUCUGGCUUCCGAACUCGAAAAACACCUCCAAUCGCUACCUCCCCCGUUCCGCUCCUCUACCCGCUCCGGUUCAAGCUCAAACAAACGUCUCCACCGCCUCUUCACAUCAAUUCAACUCGAAUUAUCUAUCCGUCGGCCACUCCUCGCUCUAUACCGUGCGAUCUCGAUGUCUGAAAUCGGAGAGCGCUUUCCAGAAGCAAGGAAAGGAGCCGUGAAAAACGGGUUAGCGGUACUGGGCAACCUCGAUGCGCUGGAUCCAGCGGUCGCGGAUCUGAGUGCUGUGAAAGGGAAGGAGUAUCUUAACCUCUUCCACAUACUUCAUCGAAACAGCGUCCUCCAGUCAGCUUUAAUUUUAUGUUAUGAAAUCAAACUCUACAACUCGCGCUCCUCUACUUCAUCCUCGUCCUCAGCCGAGUAUGCACAUGAGAGGGAAGGAGAAAGGGAAGGAGAAAUAGAUGUGGACUGGGUCCAGAGCCGAGUUUCCUUUACAAGGGUAGUAGAGAAUACGGUCAAGAGCUUGUUAGACAGGAUCGGUGGGUUUGGCUGUGAUUUGAAGGACAUUCUGCCGCUUUGUGUGGCGCUUUGUAGUGUUAGGUGUGAUGGUGAUGCUGAGGAGAGGAAGAAGUUGAUGAAGAGGGGCGCGGAGAGGGUGAGGGAUGCGUGUCGAAUUGUUAGGCCGGAUGUGCUUAUCAAGUUCAGGACGGAGCUGAAUGAAGGUGGAGGUCGGGGGGUGUGUGGUGGCAGGGAGAGUGAAAUGCUUGAGAGGGCAGGUAAUUCCGGACGAAAAGGGACCGGGGAUGGUGAUCCUUUCCCAUCUGAUUUUGAGAUGGGGUUUGAAGGGGUUGAUAUGAUUCCAGACCUCGGGUUCGAGAAUAUGGACUUCGGCUUCUUCGACUGGGGCACGAACCAAUCCUGA
Molecule: messenger RNA, 2745 nt
Organism: Hyaloscypha bicolor E
Lineage: Eukaryota; Fungi; Ascomycota; Leotiomycetes; Helotiales; Hyaloscyphaceae
Exons: 3
Coding region: 1-2745 (914 amino acids)
Biological process (GO): DNA-templated transcription; regulation of transcription by RNA polymerase II
Cellular component (GO): nucleus
Molecular function (GO): zinc ion binding; DNA-binding transcription activator activity, RNA polymerase II-specific; RNA polymerase II cis-regulatory region sequence-specific DNA binding
Source: RefSeq, a predicted model, not a curated record